This is a messenger RNA of Perognathus longimembris pacificus (Pacific pocket mouse), 1530 nucleotides long. It is a transcript of the gene Coq6, whose product is annotated as coenzyme Q6, monooxygenase. Lineage: Eukaryota; Metazoa; Chordata; Mammalia; Rodentia; Heteromyidae. The record is from RefSeq and is a predicted model, not a curated record. Gene Ontology annotation, molecular function: FAD binding; oxidoreductase activity, acting on paired donors, with incorporation or reduction of molecular oxygen, NAD(P)H as one donor, and incorporation of one atom of oxygen; 2-octaprenyl-6-methoxyphenol hydroxylase activity. Gene Ontology annotation, biological process: ubiquinone biosynthetic process. Gene Ontology annotation, cellular component: mitochondrion. The transcript has 12 exons. The coding region runs from base 13 to 1422 and encodes 469 amino acids.
GUGGUCAGCAGCAUGGCCGCCCGGCUCGGGGUGAGGAAAUGGGGGGCAGUGCCGGCAGCUGCUUGCCGGAACCCUCUGGCCUCCUCCCGGCGGUGGUCACGGGCCUCAGCAGACAGCGUGUACGACGUGGUGGUGUCCGGCGGAGGCCUGGUGGGAGCUGCCAUGGCCUGUGCCUUGGGAUAUGAUCUUCACUUUCAUGACAAGAAAAUCCUCUUGCUAGAAGCAGGUCCAAAGAAAGAACUGGAGAAAUUGCCAGAAACUUACAGUAACAGGGUCAGCACCAUUUCCCUUGGCUCUGCAACACUUCUGAAUAGUUUUGGUGCCUGGGACCACAUCUGCAGCAUGAGAUACCGACCUUUCCGGCGAAUGCAGGUGUGGGAUGCCUGCUCAGAGGCCUUGAUAAUGUUCGAUAAGGAUAACUUAGAUGACAUGGGCUAUGUAGUGGAGAAUGACGUCAUCAUGCAUGCGCUCACUAAGCAGCUGGACGCUGUGUCAGACCGAGUGACAGUUCUCUACAGGAGCAAAGCUGUUGGCUAUGCCUGGCCUGGUCCAUUUUCCAUGGCAGACUCCAGCCCUUGGGUCCAUAUUACCCUAGGUGAUGGCAGCACCCUCCAGACCAAAUUGUUGAUUGGUGCUGAUGGUCACAACUCAGGCGUUCGGCAGGCUGCAGGCAUCCAGAACGUUAGCUGGAACUAUGACCAGUCGGCUGUCGUGGCUACCCUGCAUUUAUCAGAGGCCACAGAAAACAAUGUAGCCUGGCAGCGAUUUCUUCCCUCUGGUCCUAUCGCUCUGCUCCCGCUCUCGGACACCCUGAGUUCCUUGGUGUGGUCCACGUCCCAUGAUCAUGCAGCCGAGUUGGUCAGCAUGCACGAGGAGGAGUUCAUGGAUGCCAUUAACUCUGCCUUCUGGAGUGACACAAACCACACAGACUUCGUCGACUCAGCUGGCACCAUGCUACAGUAUGCUCUUGCCCUCCUGAAGCCCACUAAGGUCUCCGCUCGACAGUUACCCCCAAGUGUAGCCCGGGUGGAUGCCAAAAGCAGAGUACUCUUUCCUCUGGGGUUGGGGCAUGCUGCUGAGUACGUCCGGCCUCGGGUGGCGCUCAUUGGUGAUGCAGCCCACAGGGUCCAUCCUCUGGCAGGACAAGGUGUGAACAUGGGCUUUGGGGAUAUCUCCAGCUUGAUGCGUCAUCUCAGUGCUGCGGCCUUCAAUGGGAAAGACUUGGGCUCCAUGAGCCAUCUCACAGGUUACGAGACAGAGCGGCAGCGUCACAACACUGCUCUUUUGGCUGCUACGGACUUCCUAAAGAGGCUCUAUUCUACCCGCGCCACGCCACUGGUGCUGCUCAGGACCUGGGGCUUGCAGGCCACUAAUGCAGUGUCUCCCCUCAAAGAACAGAUUAUGGCCUUUGCCAGCAAGUGAGUGCUCCUCUUCAGAAUACUACCUUGAUGGAAAAAAGAACAUCCUGCUGUGUGGUCAUACUUCUGAGAUUUAAUAAAUUUAUACUACAAUUCUUGUUUCUACUUUUCU